Messenger RNA from Lolium rigidum, 839 nucleotides. RefSeq names its product 24.1 kDa heat shock protein, mitochondrial-like. The coding region runs from base 1 to 657 and encodes 218 amino acids. Lineage: Eukaryota; Viridiplantae; Streptophyta; Magnoliopsida; Poales; Poaceae. The transcript has 2 exons. The record is from RefSeq and is a predicted model, not a curated record.
AUGGCUUCAAUGGUGGCUUCCAGGAGGAUCCAGCUGGCGCGCGCCAUGGAGAAGCUCCUGGCCGCGCGGUCCGCCCCGGGCACCGGCCCUGUCCUCAGGCCCGUGGCCGUCGCCGGCGGCCUCCGCGGGUACAACUCCGGCGCGCCCCUCCGCCGCUACGAGAGGGAGGAGUCGGAGGACGACGCCCGCCGCGGCGCCGCGCGCGACGUCGCCGUGCCCGGAUUCUUCUCAGGUAACGUGUUCCGCGACCCGUUCAGCGCGCCGCAGAGCCUGGUCCGGCUGCUGAGCCUGAUGGACGACGUGGCGUCGCCGGUGUCGCCGGUGUCGCGCGCGGUGGCGCCGCCGCGGCGCGGGUGGAGCGCCAAGGAGGACGAGGAGGCGCUGCACCUGAGGGUGGACAUGCCGGGGCUGGGGAAGGAGCACGUCAAGGUGUGGGCGGAGCAGAACAGCCUGGUGAUCAAGGGCGAGGGCGACAAGGACUCCGUGGAGGAGGACGGCGCCGCCGCGCCGAGGUACAGCGGCCGCGUCGACCUCGCCGGGGACGUGUACCGGAUGGACCAGAUCAAGGCCGAGAUGAAGAACGGCGUGCUCAGGGUGGUCGUGCCCAAGGUGAAGGAGGAGCAGCGCAGGGACGUCUUCCAGGUCAACGUGGACUAGGGGAGAAAUUCUUCCAGAGUUUUCGUGUCACGAAAUCGCAGAUCACCUCGUGUUAGCCAGCACUGUCCAAUAAACAGGUUCUCUUGAAGAGUGUUUUCGUGUGGUAAUUUCGUGUUCGAUGCGAUGGUUUCUGAAAUACUUGUACGAGUACGAAUCAAUAGAAGCAUCAAUCUUGUUUUUUA